AUGUCAAAAGGAACUAGGGCUGUUGGAGAGAAGCAGCAAAGGAGGAGAGAAGGAGGAUCAGGCAUCAUGACCAACCAAGGUUUGCUCGUCGUUGGUAAAGGAUCCAAGAAACUGGAGGAAUCUCUAUCAGCCAAGCCACUCGAGAAGAGACGUGACAGCACCAGCAUCAGCACCAGCACCAGCACCAGCACCAGCACCAGCAGCACCAGAUCAAGUCCCAGCACAAGCUCCAGCACAAGCACGAACAGCAGUAGCUCGAGCAAACAUGCGAUAGUGCUUGAAAUUCCAAGAUGCCUACUGGUAGACAAGCUGGGACUGAGCUCGUCCAGGUUGCGGGUAGAGGGAGUGGGUUCGAGCAAGUCGCUGCUCAAGAGCCAGCGAGAGGUCGAGAGGGAGGCGGAAGAGGAGGGGCUUGUCAGGUCAACAGUCACUGUACAGGAACCAGCUCGAAGGCCGAUGAGCGAGAACAAGCCGAGCAGGAGGACUGAGGAGAGCGAUAAGGAGGAACAAAGCAGUAGCACCAGCAGCAGCUUCUACCAGUACCUCGACCGCAAGAAACCAAGUUACGUCAGGAAGGUCCUGUACAACAAGCUGCAGCUCUCCAACGCCUCUCUGAGUCGUCAGACGUCGCCGAGGAAGUUCGAGCAGCACUUCAUGGUCGAGCACCUUCCGCUCAAGACUCGAAGCAUGCGCAAGGAGGCGAGGGAGAUCAAGAGCUGGUUCCAGGGCCAGUGCAAGAUCGUGCUGGGAAAGUACCGUAACUCCAAGCGCGCGAGCAUGGGAAGAGAUGAUGUUGGUCAGGGGGUACAGAGCCUUGUGGAUUACGUGCAGUCAAGCAGAGAGCUGGUGACCGACUCGCUGCGGCGAAUGAGCAGGGAGAUGUCCCUGGAGUGCUCGGAGCAGGGCGAAGCGCUGAAUGUGAUCCUCCUCUUCAACUCCGACGUCUUCUCCUCCAUCCUCGCACACCUCGAAAAGAUCGUCCAAGACUGCCGCGAGCGAGAACAGGAGAAGAUCCGGCGGGUCAGCGGGCACAGCAGCACUACGCGGGAGGAAGUGAUGGUAGACGACGAGGAAAGCGGUGGACAUGAGGAGGAGGAUGUGAAGGCGCAGGGAGAGCGAGAGGAAGAGCUGAUGUUGGAGUUGAUGAGCAGAGAAGAAACGGUCACCAAACUCUCGAACAAGUACGAGAGGACCAAGAAGCUGUGCAGGAAGCUGACGCAUCAGCUGACGACACUGAGAGACAUUUUGAACGAUGCUCAAGACGGCUUCAAGACUUGCUCCGACGCUGAUUCUGCUAAGAUGCUCCUUCACAGCUUCUCCUGGAGCAGGCGACCUGAGAACCAGCGGCACAAACAGGAGGCGCACAGGCUGGGGUACCGCGAUGACCCGCAAGACAUCUUGUCGUCUAUCACAGCUGAGAAGAUCGAGAGCUGGGAGAGCAUGCACGACAGCAUCUUCGACAGACUCAACGAUGCUGGAGAGAAGCUGGUGCAGCUUGAAGCAAGACUGCAGGUGCACGACGAGAGCAUGCGCGAACUUGAGCUGGAGAAUGCCCAGCUGAAGAAAGCAUGCCUCGACCUGGAGAUGUCCCUUGAGCGUGAGAAGUCAACCUGCGAGGUGAGAAGUGGGGAUGAAGCGCACGAUUGA
Molecule: messenger RNA, 1647 nt
Organism: Guillardia theta CCMP2712
Lineage: Eukaryota; Cryptophyceae; Pyrenomonadales; Geminigeraceae
Exons: 3
Coding region: 1-1647 (548 amino acids)
Source: RefSeq, a predicted model, not a curated record